Molecule: messenger RNA, 2063 nt
Organism: Botrytis cinerea B05.10
Lineage: Eukaryota; Fungi; Ascomycota; Leotiomycetes; Helotiales; Sclerotiniaceae
Exons: 1
Coding region: 10-1728 (572 amino acids)
Source: RefSeq, a predicted model, not a curated record
GACGAUGAUAUGGAAUUUUUGCCCAUGGGUUGGGGGAAAAUCGAUAAGAAGUCGAUUGAAGAUAAGGAAAGAGCGGAAAUUGCUAGAAAGGCCAAGUUGAAGAAAGAGAAGUCUCAAGUAGCCGCGGUAGCGGUAGCAGCUCGUCGAGAUACAAACCCCACGGCUUUGGGUCAAAAGGUAGGAUUCUCCCGCGCACUUGUUAAGCUGACAAAAACUUGCGUCAAAACUGAAAGUAUGGAGUCCGCGCUGCAUGCAUCUUGUCAUACACCCGAGCAAUUCGUUAGCGAAAGUGUCCCCGAGGAUAUCAAAGUGAUCAAGUCGACAACUUCCGUCGGGAAUCCUUGCAUCAUGUGCACCUCUCUAUCUUCAGAAACAGUGACAAGAAACACAGUCGUCACAAAUUCAACAGUGGCGGAACUAGAUUCGAGCAUCAAAUUGAUUGAGAAGUUGGCCCGACAAGAGCGUGACCUAAAGUCUGCGAAGACACAAGCCGGUUCUUUGCGUGCCGAGAUCGAAGUUCUAAAUCAAAAACACAGGCUUGAAAUUCAAAAGCAGUUGGAUCAGCUAAAUGAAAGACAUCGGAAGGAAAUUAACGCAAUGAAAUUGAAUCUUGAGGAAGUGGAAGCGACACGACAGAAAGCAUCGACUGAUUUACGGAAAGUUCGAGAGAAAAAUUCAGCAGUUCGGGCUGAGAGGAGAGAGCUGGAUCUGAGGUUGGCGACAAUGAGCGAGGAAGUGGUGAGACUUGGGGAGAGAAUCUCAACUUUGGAGGAACAAAAGAGCGAUGCACUGGUAUCGGCAAAAUUUAUGUCCAUCGCGCUAAGCAGCUCAGCACAAGACGUCAAAGCCUGCCAGCUCAAACUUCAUGUAGUACAGGAACAUAGUGCGACAUUUCAGCAACAAGUGAGGAGUCUGAGGGUUGAAAACCAUAGGAUCAGACAGGAGCAGCGCCGGAUCGCCUCAACUUCCAAUCGUCUGCAACAGCUAGAAACGAAGUACGAGAAUCUCAAGAGUGAUCAUUACAGUCUCGAAGAUAAGCAUAAUGAGCUUCAAGACGAUGCGGAUAGAUAUGAAAGCGAGCGUGCAGAGUACAAAGAAGAUGCCGAGUACUACAAAAAGAAGCGAAACGCACUUCGAGACGAAUUGGAAAGUGCUGAGGGAGACCUCCAAAAGAUGACUGCUAAAUAUGCGAGUAUGCACUCCAGCCGUGACGCUAUACGGAAAAACUACCAGGACUUGAAAGAUGCACAUGAUAUUGUAGGACCGCUGGUGAAGAUAGGAGCAGACAUACGACUACGUUUUCUAGACCAAGCACGAGACACAGCCCUCAAAAUCUCCCGAUGCGAAGCAGACAUGGCUUUGCGAACUAACGGCAACGUUGCUGCCCACCGGGGAAACGCAGCUGCCGAUGCUACAUUAUUCAACGGAAAUUUUAUCCCAGAAGAGUACGAAGACGAAGCCGAAGAGAUAUUCCAAAAGCUAUACAACCAUCAAGCAAGCGACUACCCAUUCUUUGACAGCAUAUCCGGAAGACAAAAUGACUGCGAAGCAACAUUGUCGAUAAUAACUACAUCUAGUGUAUCGGCGAUUCUGCGUGAGGAAUGGCGCGUGGUGUGGAAUACGAUUGUUCACUGCUCGGCAAACAAUAAGAUGAGUUUGAUUGAGAAAUUGGAAAGUUUGACUGAUGAGAUAGUGGACGUGGAACGUUUGAGUCGUCGGCGCAGAUGAGGAAACCUCUACGAUUUGCUUUUGUCACACGAUACAAGUAUUGAGCUCAGCACAAUAUGUGGAGGGAAUUCGACCUGCGAUUGCGAGAGGAUUAUGUAGAGUUCAGAUCCGAGGUUUGAGCUAGGAUUGAUCUAGUGAACAUAGUAGUCUGGGUAGAGGAACUAUGGGCGAUUGAUCAACAAUUCUUCUUUGGAGUAUGACCAGAGCAAUCAUGGACAUGCAGCUCCACUUCUAGGAUGAAUGAUGAUGAUGCUUGCGCUUGGAAAUGGGAGUGCGCCACAGGUUUUACGUAUAUAUGUCAGAGUAGAUACCCUGAAUGAAACUGAUAUUGCGGA